Olea europaea var. sylvestris is the source of this 2693-nucleotide messenger RNA. RefSeq lists its product as uncharacterized. The transcript has 5 exons. The record is from RefSeq and is a predicted model, not a curated record. The coding region runs from base 1 to 744 and encodes 247 amino acids. NCBI's taxonomy places the organism in Eukaryota, Viridiplantae, Streptophyta, Magnoliopsida, Lamiales, Oleaceae.
AUGAGUUCGAUUGAUUCUGAAGCGGUGGAUAAAAAUACUGGGUAUAUGGUAGAGGACGACCGCAUGAUUCCUGGUAACGGUUUGUUUCGGUACCCAUCUGAUGAUACGGGAGAGAUAAAUGCGGAGUGUUGGGCUGUUGCGGAGGUAGCUGCUCAACAAGUGUUCCCCUAUGGGUCAAUGCCACUCAAGACGUACUUACCUCAUGGAGAUAUUGACUUGACUGUCAUUAGAAGUCGUGACGAUAAGAAACCUUCGCCCUAUUAUGUUCUUUCUCUUCUAAUGAUGGCAGAGCAAAGUGAAAAUGCUGAGUAUGAAGUUCAGAAUUCACAAUUGAAAAAUGCUCGGGAUAAAAUUGUGAAAUGCUCUGUAGAGGGUAUUGCAGUAGAUAUAUCCUUCAACCAGUUUGGUGGAUUUCGUGCACUUUGUUUCCUGGAGCAGGUCGAUUGCCUCGUUGGGAAAAAUCAUCUCUUCAAACGUAGCAUUAUUCUAGUAAAAGCUUGGUGUUACUAUGGGAGCCAUAUUCUUGGAUCACAACACCGUUUACUUUCUACAUAUGCAUUGGAAACGCUUGUCCUGUGUAUAUUCCAUUCAUCCUUAAAUAGACCUUUAGAGGUUCUCUAUGGAUUUUUGAAAUACUUUAGCCAAUUUGAUUGGAAUACUUGCUGCAUCAGUUUGCAAGGGCCUGUUCGUAUAUCAUCACUUCCUGAUAUAGUGGGUGAGCAAUGCCUUUGGGGCUUAUUUUAGAGAUUAUUUGAAUUCAUCAUCAUUUUUCUGUCUGUCCGUCUUUGACAGCGAGACGCAAUCUCACUUCCCCCUCUCACUAAGUUUUAGCUCUGUCUUUUCUUCUGUUUGCUCUCUGUUAUGUGUUUAUUUUUUCAAUUAAUUAUAGCCUUCUCUUUCCUGAUUUAUUUGCAGUUGAGAUCCCAGAAAAUGAACAGAAGAACCGUAUGCUAAGUGAAGAAUUUUUGAAAAACUGGAAAGAGAAUUUUCAAAUUCAUCUCGGAGCGUUGAGACGAAACCAGAAGAAUUUCAGAAAAUGCAUCUUAAUAGACCCACUGAAGGAAAACAAUAACCUUGGGCGCAGUGUGAGCGCAGGUGCUUUUUCUUGAUUGCUCAAUUUUUUAAAGAUUUUUCAUGCACCGGUGAUAUGCAUUAUUUCGGAGAAAUAAUUUGUUUGCUCAUUAAGUUAUCACAUUUUUUAGUUUUUGGGAGGAUCUACGAGAAAUAGAUAGAUGGUUAUUGGUUUUAUGUUAUUUCAAUUUUAUCAACAAUGUUAGUUCAAGCAAUAAUUGAAGGCACUUCAAGGAAAUGUUGUUUCAGUCUUUUAGAUGAUAAAAGACCAACAAGGGAGGGUAUUUUCUAUUGGGUGAUAUAUAGGCUUGUUCAAACAGUGUCGAUCUUCCUACUUUUUUCUCUUGAGUAAGAAGUCUGAACUCUGCGGAAAUUUUUAAACGGUUUGCUCUAGACAUUUGAAUAUUAAACUAGAAAAAACUUCCUUUGGAAAAAUAGUAAUUUUCAAAGCCAAGCACCUUGACAACCUUUAUCUUUCAUAUGGUAGCAUAUAAUGUUAAUUUUGUCCUUGUCAUAGCUCCUUAUUUGCCCUUAUGAAAGCAGAAAUUUUCUAAGUUAAUUCUUGCUAAAGAUACACUUACUUUCUCAUCUUUUAGGUAGGUGUAAGUUAUAGGAGAUUUCUUCAUUUAAUAUGUUAUAGCUAUAACAUCAUAUGUCAUGUGAUCAAUGAACAAUAGAAUACUGUAGGUAUCACAGUCUCUUACCAUUAUUAAUAGUUUCAUUAUAGGAGAUUUCUUCAUUUAAUAUGUUAUAGCUAUAACGUCAUAUGUCAUGCGAUCAAUGAACUAUAGAAUACUAAAGGUAUCACAGUCUCUUACCAUUAUUAAUAGUUUCAACAAUAUUUCUGGUAGCAUGGAGGAACGCAAGCAUAGUUUAAAGAAUGUGUUUCACUUGUAUCUUUAGCAAGAAUUAACUUAGAAAAUUUCUGCUUUCAUAAGGGCAAAUAAGGAGCUAUGACAAGGACAAAAUUAACAUUAUAUGCUACCAUAUGAAAGGGAAAGGUUGUCAAGGUGCUUGGCUUUGAAAAUUACUGUUUUUCCAAAGGAAGUUUUUUCUAGUUUAAUAUUCAAAUGUCUAGAGCAAACUGUUUAAAAAUUUCCGCAGAGUUCAGACUUCUUACUCAAGAGAAAAAAGUAGGAAGAUCGACACUGUUUGAACAAGCCUAUAUAUCACCCAAUAGAAAAUACCCUCCCUUGUUGGUCUUUUAUCAUCUAAAAGACUGAAACAACAUUUCCUUGAAGUGCCUUCAAUUAUUGCUUGAACUAACAUUGUUGAUAAAACUGAAAUAACAUAAAACCAAUAACCAUCUAUCUAUUUCUCGUAGAUCCUCCCAAAAACUAAAAAAUGUGAUAACUUAAUGAGCAAACAAAUUAUUUCUCCCAAAUAAUGCAUAUCACCGGUGCAUGAAAAAUCUUUAAAAAAUUGAGCAAUCAAGAAAAAGCACCUGUGCUCACACUGCGCCCAAGGUUAUUGUUUUCCUUCAGUGGGUCUAUUAAGAUGCAUUUUCUGAAAUUCUUCUGGUUUCGUCUCAACGCUCCGAGAUGAAUUUGAAAAUUCUCUUUCCAAUUUUUCAAAAAUUCUUCACUUAGCAUACGGUUCUUCUGUUCAUUUUCUGGGAUCUC